Haliotis rubra (blacklip abalone) is the source of this 5517-nucleotide messenger RNA. RefSeq names its product protocadherin Fat 4-like. Gene Ontology annotation, molecular function: calcium ion binding. Gene Ontology annotation, biological process: homophilic cell-cell adhesion. Gene Ontology annotation, cellular component: plasma membrane. The record is from RefSeq and is a predicted model, not a curated record. Lineage: Eukaryota; Metazoa; Mollusca; Gastropoda; Lepetellida; Haliotidae. Bases 1 to 5517 code for a protein of 1838 amino acids. The transcript has 13 exons.
AUGGCGACCAUUCCGAAUGCUGACAUUAAAACAAUUUACGUCAAAAUUAUAGCAAUCCACGGUACAGACGCCGUUGACCCUCCAUACAACGUCCCCACGUGUACCCCGACGUUCCUGCAAGUGAAUUUAUCCGAAGCUACCAGCGUCAACACCAUCAUCGUCCCUGCGUUAGGGUGCACCGAUGCCGACGACCCGUCCACCCCAGAGGGAACUCUCCUGUACAAGAUGUUGUCAGGAAAGGCCGCAAGAUUUGACGUUGAUGCGAACACUGGCGCCAUCAAGCUAAAGAAGAAAUUCAACGCAGACUUUCAAAAAUACUAUUUUGUUGAGGUGGAAGUAUAUGAUCAAGGGGUACCUAGCCAGACCGCUAUCGUCGGGGUCAGUAUCUACCUGUUCUCCGUCAACGACAACGCCCCCAAAAUUACGAACCUCCCGGCCAGCAUCACCGUGGACGAGAUGUCUGCACCUGGCACUCUCAUAACGAGUUGUACCUUGUCUGAUAAGGACUCGGGGAGUGGUGGCUUGGCAGGAGAGGUACGGAUCGAGAUCACAGGUGACACAAGCAUUCUUGGUGUCGACGUAACGUCAGGGGAGGUAACUCUCAACAGCCCCGUCGACUACGAAUCUGGACAGGUGGAGUAUUCACUCAUUAUUGAUGUCAAGGACACCGGACUUAUACAGUACACGGCUAGCGUAGAGGUCAAGGUCACCGUCACCGACGUGGAUGACCAUGAUCCAACGUGGACUUCGACGAGCGUGUUCACAACAAGUGCCAUCGUGGUGACAGCUGCUCUAGACCGCGAGACGUUGCCCGUAGUGGAGUUUGACAUCACCGCUUACAGCAGCAACAACGAAGACAAGAAUAUUACGGCUCACGUAACUAUCACGCUCACCGACGUGAACGAUGAAGAGCCAAGUUUCACUCUGCCCGUAUACGCUGUGACAUUACCGGAAAACUCAGCAUCUGGGUCGACAGCAGGGACGGUGACUGCAAACGACCCCGACGACGGAGCGGGCGGACAAGUCGAAUAUUCAAUAGAUGGAACAUUUUUCAACAUCGACGUGAACUCUGGUGUAGUGACCAUCACAGAUAUCCUUGUCACCGGAACUGACCAUGUCGCACGUGUGACUGCAGUGGACAAAGGAGUGCCCAGUCUGACGUCACAAUGCAUGAUUGUGUUGACUGUCACCCCCGUGAACGACUACACACCGACAUUUUCGCCACUGCCCACCCAGAACAUUCCUGAAGACACACAGCCAGGAACAACGGUGCUGCAGAUCACCGCUACCGAUGCCGACGUUGGUGUUGAUGGUGACGUCGUCUAUUCCCUGCAAGACCCAUCUGUUCCAUUUCUCAUAGACAGUGCAUCAGGCGAGAUAAUUACACGACUCAAUCUGGAUAGAGAAACAAACUCAACUUGGGACGUCGUUGUCAUCGCCACAGACAAAUCAACAACGUCUCCAAAGUCUUCAUCCGUCACGGUUCAGUUUGACAUCACAGACGUCAAUGACAACGUCGCCAUCUGUGAUCCCGUUCCAACAAUUAUCGUGCCCAAACCAUACACAACCGGAACGACACUAACAGCGUUGGUAUGCGUUGACGAUGACGCUGACGUAAACGCCGAGCUGAUUUAUACCAUCGCUGCCGGGGACUCUGGAGUGUUUGGUGUUGAUGCAACAGGGAGUCUCAAACUCUCAGCAACACCUACAUCAUCUUCAUAUGCUCUCAUGAUCGCAGUCACCGACAAAGGGGCAUCGCCUCUCAGCACCCAAGUCCCAGUCCUGGUGUUCGUGGAGGUUGAUCUGUCGUUCACAAACCUCCCCGCGAGCGUCAACAAAUUGGAAGACGUUUCCGCUGGAGAACCAGUGAUGAAAGUCCAAGCAUGUUGCUCUUUCAGUACUUUGGUGUAUGAGAUCGCAUCUGGAAAUACUGGUGACAGAUUCGGUAUCGAUCAGUAUUCAGGACAGAUCUAUGUUCUGGCAGACCUUGACCGAGAAGACGUUGCCAAUUACAGUAUUGGUAUCAGAGUUAGAACCUUUGAUUCCAGCCAGUCCACAGACAGCUCUCUUGACAUUAUACUCAACGACGUCAAUGACAAUGACCCUGUUUUCGGAGCAACAUUUACCAAAAUACCUGUUGUCGAGUCCAUCAAUGUAACUACAGGUAUUCAGAUGAUAUCUGCAACUGAUGCUGAUUUUGGUGUUAAUGCUGAUCUUACAUAUGUCAUAGUAUCAGGUAACGUUGACAAUACUUUCAUCAUAAACCCAUCUGGGAUGCUGAUUCUGGACAAGCCUCUAGAUGCAGAGACACUCAGUGCUUAUACGUUGACCAUAUCUGCAACCGAUGGUGGCAUCCUGUCCAGGUCAGGGGAGACAACUGUUUUGGUGGAGGUGACUGAUGUCGAUGAACAUCCCAUAGACGUCAUCGGCUUGGUUAAUGGAGCUGUCAACACCUCCGUUGAUGAAAAUGCUGUAUUAGGGACCCACGUGUAUCAAAUUGUUGCCCAAGAUCUGGAUAUAUCCUCGCAACUUACCUACGUUAUUACGAGUGGCAAUGAUGGAACGUUUCUUAUCUAUAAUGGAUUUAUAACCCUGCUUAAGCUCCUGGACAGGGAGACAAAGGAUCUGUAUGUUUUUAGUGUGAACGUGUCAAACCAAAUCAAUGAUACGGUGGCAAUGGAAUUGACGAUUGUGGUCAAUGAUGUCAACGACAACGACCCAAAGUUUAAUCAGACUCUGUACUCGUUUGAAUUACAUGAUGGUGUAACUGUAGGUGCUUCCGUUGGAACUGUUAAUGUUUCCGAUUUAGAUAUUGGAACUAAUGCCAAGAUUGAUCUGACCAUCAUGGGAGGAAAUGAUGGAGAUGUGUUUGAGCUCGAUGGAAAUACCAUUAAAACUAAAGGAACCGUGGACUACACUACACAGAAGCAGUACACACUGGAUGUACGGGCAUCUGAUAACGGCCCUACGAUCAGAUCGUCAAAGACAGCUGUCAUCAUCAGUAUCCUCCAAAAUUUAGUAAUUCCAGAAUUUGGACCAAAUUCAUUAUCAAUAACUUUAGAUGAAAACACGGUCGUCAAAACACCCAUAACAGACCUUAAUGCCACAGUAAGCGGUGCAAAUGAAGAUGACUUAGUUUAUUCAAUUCAAAAUGGGAACACGAAUAACUCUUUCCACAUACAUGAGUCGACUGGGGAGGUCUAUAUUGCAGGACAAUUAGACUUUGAGGCCACGCAGCAAUAUAACCUUGUUAUUCAGGCUACAAGGAGGGAUAACUCUUCAUCCACCGAUACGAUAACCCUGGACAUCAUCAUUACGAAUCUGAACGACAACCCGCCAAUAUUCAGUAUGCCGGUGUACGAGAUGACGACACCAGAAGGAUCUAAUGUUGGGACUACUGUGGGACAAGUGGUGGUAUCAGAUGGUGAUGGGGGAACUUUGGGACAGGUCACCAUGGCAAUGUCACCAUCAAGUGGAUCUACUGACUUUACGUUUGAUCCUGUUUCGGGGUAUCUGACUGUUGCGGUGGUUACUGAGUAUAGUAGACAGGGUGUGUACUAUAUGGCUGUGGUAGCCACUGAUGGCGGCAGUCCAGCACGGUCUUCCACUGCUGUGGUCGUGGUUAAGGUUGAGGAUACCAACAACCACACCCCAGAAUUCUCAGAUACCGUUUACUCCUUUCCUGUUAUUGAAACCAUGCCGGUUAAUGAUGAAGUCUACACAGUCAGGGCUACAGAUGCUGAUGCUGGACUCAAUGCUAAAUUAACCUACCAAAUAACCUCUGGUAAUGAUGCUGGGGUUUUCGUGAUAGACGCCGAAACUGGAGUCCUCCGAACUGGACAGAUGACUGUCACUGUCCGAGUUACACCAGUGGCUAAUUCUGUGAUUUCAACGUUUGACUUUGCAAUCUUAGAAAACUCCGCCAUUGGUUCAUCUGUUGGUGAAGUGACUCCUCAUGGAAGUCACAGAGCUGGAGCUGUUGUAACGUUCUCCAUUGUAUCUGGCAACUUUGACUCCUUGUUCGCCAUAACGAAGAUGCCAAACGGAAAUGGGGAGAUAACUCUCACAAAGCAACCAGAUCGUGAGACAUACAGCCAGUUCGUUCUGACAGUGAAUGAGCUGGAUGACAACAGUUUAUCUGAAGACAGAAUUGUUAAGAUUACAAUCCUGGAUGAAAAUGACAACGACCCCGUUUUUCCUACGUCGACUUUGAACAUCAAGGUUGUAGAGAAUUCUCCAGCUGGGUUUGUUGUUUCGACCAUUACAGCAACAGAUCCUGAUGACGGAACAAAUGGACAGAUUACGUACUCCAUACCGACGUCAUACGUCGCUGGCAACGGGUUGUUUCAGAUUGACAAUUCCGGCGUUCUUUCUGUAAAGGAUCCAGCAGACUUUGAGAGCAAUCCUGUUGUAAACUUUGCUAUCUCUGCGACCGACGGUGGUGGCAGAUCAGGGGAGAUUACUCUAGUUAUUGAUAUUGUUGAUGUGGCUGAAACCGUCAUCGAAGCGGACACGUCAGGGACGUCUGCCUUCAUAUCCGCGGAGGUCCCCGACACUGCAGCAACGGGGGCCGCCGUGAUAACGUUGACGUUGGAUGCUUUUGGUCUUAAUCCUGUAGAAGUGAACAGCGUCAAAUACGUGACGGUCAGCGGCGGAGGAGUGGUCAGCGUCAACGAAGACACUGGUGUUGUCACAGUAAAGGAUUCAGGGAAACUAUUCAAGGACACUCGACAUUUUGAAUGGGUCAUUUGCCAAGCGGUCAACGUCACCUCCGGACAAUCGCUGGCCGUUCUUGGGCUUGUAAGAGUUGACUGUUUUGAAGCAGCGAGGCACAUGAUUGUAAUAACGUUCAGCGACACCAAAGACGUCAUUGAACUGAAUAGGCAAGGAGUUCGGUCCCAUAUCCAGAGUUUCUUCCUAUCGACCCAGUACGCUGGCAUAUGGGAGGUGCGACAGGAAGGGACUUCAGCUAGGCGGCGUCUUCUAGCAGCACAGUCGUCAGCCCAGGUGUACGUGGUGGCCGACCCCAGUGUGAACUCUCUCAGUGGUGCCCAGAGCCCAAAACAGUUCCUGACUCAGCAGGCCGUCCUACAGGUGCUGCAGUCGUCCUCAGAUGGAACUCCCGUGGCGGGUCUAUCCUCCGGGGCGGCCACUGUUGACCAGGUGAUGCCAUACGACGCAGGGACGACGUCAGCGGCAGCUGUCUUCACGGCGUCCCCGGUAGGCAUCACUGUCAUCGCUCUAGCUGCAGCUGUCGGGUUGGUCAUCCUCAUCCUCAUCGUCACCUGUAUCAUCUGGAGGCUGAAGAAGAAGGCCAGAGACAACAACCCGUCCGUGACAACCCCUCACCAAACAAAAGGAUUCAAACCCAUCUUCGACACAGGAAAGAGCAACUCUCACGACCUUCCUGGCAAUGGAAGCGUAUCUGAGACGACAAUCCGACGUCUUCUGUGCAUCUACGAGCGUGCCAGAACGCCAAUCCCGAUUGCAGAACAUCAUGGUCAACUUCUCCAGUAG